Daldinia caldariorum is the source of this 1275-nucleotide messenger RNA. RefSeq lists its product as uncharacterized. Bases 535 to 1071 code for a protein of 178 amino acids. The transcript has 2 exons. NCBI's taxonomy places the organism in Eukaryota, Fungi, Ascomycota, Sordariomycetes, Xylariales, Hypoxylaceae. The record is from RefSeq and is a predicted model, not a curated record.
UUCAACUUUUCAUCUCCCGUUACCUACCUAGAAACUUAGUUGCGUAUCUCAGGGGUUCACCAGGAGGAUUCUUCCCCUCACCACUCGGACCGCUAUUCUCUUUAUCACGCCCUGGUUCACGUUGUAUUGUACAAUACAAUACUUGGCAAAAUAUCAGAGAAGUUCGAGCCACCGUGAACGGUACGAGGCUCGCCUUUGCAGGUCUUUCUCCCAUGUGAUGCAUUCGCAAGCACAGCGUUGCGAAGCCGACACCGCACGACACCUCUCAAUCCGAUGGAUCCUAGAUGAAAUCACGAUUCACCACCCUCUCCAUCCCCUCCUAUAACCCCUCGGUAUCACAGAGAGAUUCUCCGCUCUUUGCGUUGCACUUGAAAUACGAAUAUUUCGCCAACUCCAGCCGAUCUUUUAAAUGUCGUCUUCUGAAGUUCCCAUCUACACUAACGCCUAAUCGAAGUCAUACCUAAUUGAUUUUGAACCUCGAGCUAAAGCAGCUUCCCAUCUAAGUUACGCGGCACGCCCAGACAGGUCCCGAAAAUGGAUAUAGAAGACAGAGAUUCACAUAAUAUAUUCUCAACGUACCCCUUUUCCUGGGUACUUGUCCCGAUCAUUAUAUUUAUUGGUAUCGGGUUGCUCCUCAUGUGUUACCGUUAUCGCCGCCGCCGAAAGCUCCGCAUGCUAUACGGCACUAAUGCUUUGGAACGGGAUUUAGAAGCUAUGGGUAAUCGGUCGAGAUCGAGGGCACCGGUGGAGGGACGGGCAAGAGGAGGGAGACGUCGAUUAGGGUCAGCCUAUGAUAGUAGAGAAGAAGGUCUAAAUGAGUUGGGCGAAGCGCCACCAGCCUACACCCCCACCCAGAAACGACCUGAUAACACGGACGACGUGGAAUUAAACCCCUUGCAACCGCAGCCGCAACCAUUACCGAAUGCUGUAGCUACCAACGGAGCUGGUACUAGCGGGCCACCAACAUACGAAGAAAUACAACUAGGGACGGAUCAGACCCAUCCUACGGCACCUGUUCCGAUCUCUAGCAUACCAGAACCGCCUCAGAGAGCGGUCUUACCUCCACAUUAAACCCUCAUAUUAAAGAAUGGAAGGUCUAGAAGGAUACUAUUUCUGUGUAGGAAAAAACGGAGUUUCGGGGGCGCAUAUGGGUCACCUAGGCUAUCUGACGAAAUUAUGGUGGUUAUGAAAGAGAUAUAUUAGACCGUAGCUCAUCACGCUGGUAUAGCUGGUUGUAUAGAAUAUUGGACGGUAUGGGACAUAUGGGUGAUGCGU